Molecule: messenger RNA, 1024 nt
Organism: Prunus avium (sweet cherry)
Lineage: Eukaryota; Viridiplantae; Streptophyta; Magnoliopsida; Rosales; Rosaceae
Product: RING/U-box superfamily protein
Molecular function (GO): metal ion binding
Source: RefSeq, a predicted model, not a curated record
CUUUUGGUUUCCAAGUAUUCUUGUAAUAACCAGACGGUGAUGAUGAAUGAACAUUGAAGAAAAUAAAGUAAACUUAUUUCUCUUAGUGAAUUAAAGGUGCAGACAUGGAGCAGCUGAAUGUGAACAAGAACACCAGCUCUUCUUCUUCAGAGGACUCAAAUCCUUGUCCCAUUUGCCUCGGACCCAUAAUUCAAGAUUCUUACCUUGACAAGUGUUUCCAUAAGUUUUGUUACAAUUGCAUCUUACGUUGGACCAAAGUUGUUGCUCACAAGCAGUCUUGCCUGCCUACGUCUGUAAAGUGUCCUCUUUGCAAGACUGAAAAUUUAUCAAUAAUACAUGGAUAUGAUGGAAGUUCUUUUCAGAAGCAUUACAUCAACCAGGAUUCUGGCUUUAUCUUAUCAAAAGAUCACAAGUAUAGAUUACAAUGCUAUUAUACUGAACCAGGUUUCUUAAAUGACAUAUUUGAUGUCUUGCGGUAUUGGAAGUCCCACAAAUAUCUUCAGCCAAAUCGCUGGCUCCAAAGUUGGUUGAGAAGGGAAAUCCAAGCUCUGAUGCAGGAGGAAGAUGUUGAUAUCAUUAUGCACCACAUACAUGGGCUGAUUCAUUCAUCCCUGACUAGGCAUGAACAAAAGGGUCAAACGAAAACACCUGAAGCCAAACAAAGAGAAUUUCAAGAAUCAAUCUCUGAUGCAGCAAGGCCUUUCCUAGCAGCAAGAACUGAUCGGUUUGUAAAUGAGGUGGAGCUAUUUCUUGCUUCGGGUUUGAACAUCGAAGCAUACGAUGCUGUGUGCAUGCAACGCUUAGGUUGGAGUGCUCCAGGAGUAACUACGGAGCCUACAGAAGGAGAACUUGCCGAAAACAGACCUGUGAUCCCUUACUUGUAUAUUUUUUAUGACUCCGACUGUAGUGAUUGAAAGUUUCAUAUUCACAUGUAUGAAACAAUCACUUGCAUUCUUGUGUUCACUGAUAUACACUGUACUUGUGUUGGAUCCAUAAGUGAACAGUUAACAUCGGUACUUGAAAA